GGACUCCGGGCGAUGGCGGCGCCCAGCGCGCUGCUGGUGAUGGGCGUGAGCGGCUCGGGGAAUUUCAGUAUCAUAAGUUGUCGGCGAUUAAUACCGGUAGGGCAGCCCUCUGCUUCCCAGGGCUCCUCGGAUGGAAGAGGCACAGCGCAGGCUGGGAAAGGGCAGUCAUGUAACAUCUAUGUCCUCUCCACAGAUCCACCGUCGGCACCCUGCUGUCAUCCCAGGGUGGAAAUUCUACGAUGCAGAUGACUAUCACCCAGAGGAAAAUCGGAUGAAGAUGGGAAAAGGGAUACCUCUGAAUGACCAGGACAGGAUUCCAUGGCUCUGCAACUUGCAUGACAUUUUACAAAGAGAUGUAGCCUCUGGACAGCAUGUAAUUCUUGCCUGUUCAGCUCUGAAGAAAGUAUACAGAGACAUCUUAAUACAAGGAAAAGAUGGUGCACCUCUGAAGUGUGAUGAGUCAGGAAAGGAAGAAAAGCUGGCUGAAGUGAAGCUUCUUGUGGUCCAUCUGACUGGGUCGUUCGAGGUCAUCUCUGGACGCUUACUCAAAAGAAAAGGGCAUUUUAUGUCCCCUGAGUUAUUGCAGUCCCAGUUUGAUACUUUGGAGCCCCCAUCAGCUCCAGAAAAUUUCAUUCAAAUCAGUGUGGACAAAAAUCUUUCAGAGAUAAUUGCUACAAUUAUAGAAACUCUAAAAUGAAGUGAGAAUCAUCUAUAUCAGUGGUCCAGAACACAACUGGGCAUAACUCUGUCUCCCAUCCCAAACCAUGUUCCAGUAUCCUUGUUGAUACUGUAUUCUAGAUUCUUCUUAAGGUGAA
Lagenorhynchus albirostris (white-beaked dolphin) is the source of this 815-nucleotide messenger RNA. It is a transcript of the gene IDNK, whose product is annotated as IDNK gluconokinase. Gene Ontology annotation, cellular component: cytoplasm. The transcript has 5 exons. Gene Ontology annotation, molecular function: gluconokinase activity. The record is from RefSeq and is a predicted model, not a curated record. Lineage: Eukaryota; Metazoa; Chordata; Mammalia; Artiodactyla; Delphinidae. Bases 131 to 697 code for a protein of 188 amino acids.